Aegilops tauschii subsp. strangulata is the source of this 549-nucleotide messenger RNA. NCBI's taxonomy places the organism in Eukaryota, Viridiplantae, Streptophyta, Magnoliopsida, Poales, Poaceae. The record is from RefSeq and is a predicted model, not a curated record.
AUGGCCGGCUCGACGCCGCGUCGUGUGGCGUGGCCGCCGCCGUCGCGCCGGUCGUCGCUCCGGCCGAGCCCGUGCACGGCCGGCUGCCGUCGCCGGGGCUCGAGCUGGCCGCCCCGUGCCCUGCUUUUGGCCGCGCCGCCGCGUGCCCAGCUGGAUGCGGCUCCGCGAGUCGCCGCCCGGCUGGCGGUCGCCGCCGCGUGCGCGCCGUCCCGUGGCCGUGCCGCGCGCCCUGGCCGCGCCGCGCCAGUGGCCGUCGCCUCGCCCGGCCCUGCUGGCUGCCGGUCAUCGCUCCCGCGAGCGCGCGCGACACGCCAGUGGCCGUCGCCUCGCCCGGCCCUGCCGGCUGCCGGUCAUCGCUCCCGCGAGCGCGCGCGGCACGCCAGUGGCCGUCGCCUCGCCCGGCCCUGCCCGCUGCAGGUAACCGCUCCCGCGAGUGCGCGCGCCUGGCCAGUGGCCGUCGCCUCGCCCGGCCGCGCCCGCGUGCGAGCCCCCGCCGCCGCGCCCGCGUGCGAGCCGCCGCCGCCGCUCGGCUGCCAGGGGAAGCCCUAG